GGUAAUUGAAACCAACCCUAAGCUCCUUGUUUCCCCGUUUCAAAGGUAACCCCGAUUAUUGCUGACUUAAGCAUCGGAGUGUCUACCCCGAGGAUCCACCUCGGGGCUUUGCAGGUUAAUCCAGAGUGCAGAUACAGACUGAAGAAGGACUUCCGGUUUGGUGCAGUUACACAACCCCCCUUUCUCCGGAAUCAACCAAAGAACCCCCCAAAAUCAACUCCAAACUCCAACCAAAGUAAACUCCAAAACUCCACAAUCAACCAAAGAACCCCCAAAAUCAAACUCCAAACUCCACCCCCUUCCUUUACUCUGCUUUUGCCCUAUAUAUAUAGCCAAGCAACAAAAUGAAAUAAAAAUGAAAAAAAAGCAGUCACCAAUGAUGCCAAUUUUGUCUGCUAUCGGCUGUUUUCUUCUGUAUGGCUGUAGUGUGCAGGAGGCAGGGGCGUAGCAGGGGCACAGGCAUAGCAGAGUGCAGGCGAUAUGGUGCAGGGCAAGGGGGUCUGAGUGCAGGCUCAGUGCAGGCAAGCAGUAGGGGAUCUGCAGCAGGGGGCGCAGAGCAGGAUCGGUGCAGCAAGCGGUUGGCGCAGAGCAAGGGGAUCACAGGAUUGGGCGCAGAGAAGGGAGCAGGGGCGCAGGCGCAGCAUGUAGCAGUAGGGGAUCUGCAGAGGAGGGUCGGUGCAGGCGAGGGGGGGCAGCAAGCAAGCAAGCUCAGGCGGGUGCAAGGCUGGUUCGGGUGUGUGGAGGAGCAAGGCAAGGUUCGGGUGUGUAAAAGGGCGUGGAGCAGGGCUUAGUGAGGAAGAAGGUUCUGGAGAGAAGGAAAGCAAAGACCUUGCCAUUUUUUUUUAUUUCCCUUUUAUUUUUUAUUUUUAUUUUUAUUUUUAUUUUUUUGGAGAUUGAGUUUUUGGGUAGUUGGGUUUUGGGUAAUUGGGUUUAAGUGUUUGGGUUUUAGGUAGUUGGGUUUGAGUAUUUGGGUUUUGGGUAAUUGGGUUUGUAAUUGGGUUUUGAUGAUUUAAUGGGCUCAAUUGAAAUGGGUUGGUGUUGAGUUUGCAACUUUGAUGAAUUUCACCCUUAAACUUUUGAUUCCUUCGAUUGAAUCCUUUCUCGAGUUUCUUUUUCCAUUUUCUUCUUGAGUUUCUUUUUGUACAUAGCACUUGAAAUAAAAUAGAGAUAUAUUA
Rubroshorea leprosula is the source of this 1175-nucleotide messenger RNA. The record is from the annotation of a GenBank genome assembly. Lineage: Eukaryota; Viridiplantae; Streptophyta; Magnoliopsida; Malvales; Dipterocarpaceae.